Sebastes umbrosus (honeycomb rockfish) is the source of this 3067-nucleotide messenger RNA. RefSeq names its product GRB2 related adaptor protein a (gene grapa). Lineage: Eukaryota; Metazoa; Chordata; Actinopteri; Perciformes; Sebastidae. Bases 327 to 977 code for a protein of 216 amino acids. The transcript has 5 exons. The record is from RefSeq and is a predicted model, not a curated record. Gene Ontology annotation, molecular function: protein binding.
UGGUGGUGCGUUGCCGAGCAGCAGCCAGUCGUGUUUUUCCCCUCGCCGAGCUCACUCUCUCUCAUCCUCUGCUCCGACUCUCUCGCGCGCUCUCUGGCUCAGCGGACAGACGAGACCUCUCCUCUCCUGCUCCUCUUCAUCUCUCCCUCCUCUUCUUGUCUGUUAUUAUUUCAUUGCCUCCUUUUCCUUUAUCUGUUUUUUUUUUUUUCUUCUUUUUUACAUUUCUCUUUCUCUCCCUGCCCCCCGUGCCAGGGGCAUUAGUGGGGGUCCCAGAAAGAGAGUAAGUGUGUGUGUGUGAGAGUGAGUGUGUGUUGGGAGGUCUCGGCAUGGAAGCAGUGGCACUGUAUACGUUUCGUGCCACAGAGGCUGAUGAACUCAGUUUCAACAAGGGGGACUUGCUCAAGAUCACCAACAUGGAGGAUGAUCCUAACUGGUACACAGCUGAGCUCCAUAACAGAAAAGGCUUCGUGCCAAAAAACUACAUCAACCUGCGGCCACACGCCUGGUUUGCCGGUCGUAUAUCUCGCGGUGUGGCAGAAAGUCGACUCAGACACAGGGAGUGCGGGGCGUUUCUGGUCCGAGAGAGUGAGAGCGCCCCUGGAGAGUUCUCCAUGUCUGUCAGUUACGGGGAUCAUGUUCAGCAUUUCAAGGUGCUGCAGGAUCGCUGCUGUCAGUACUACGUGUGGGACGAGGUCUUUUCCUCGCUCAACGAGCUGGUGGAGUUCUACCAUAGCAACAGCAUCGCUAAGGAGAGGACUGUCUUUCUGAGAGACCCCGAGCACUUCGCCAGGCGUCCCCAUCACGCCCACGCUCUCUUCGACUUCACCCCCCACCACCCAUCCCAGCUACGCUUCCUGCGCGGCGAUGUCAUCGAACUCAUCGACUGCUCCGAUUCGCUGCGCUGGAAGGGCCGUUGCCAUGGACACGUGGGCUUCUUCCCCCCGGAGUACGUCCAGCCCAUUUACCACUGCCAAUGACGUGGCGCUUCAAUCGAAUCCACCGCCAUUCCCACAGGUUCACUAACGAGCCACGUUGACCCCCCUCCUCACACUGCUCCCCCUGCUGUGCACUGGCCCGUUCACUUUAGGAGAACUGAGGAGCUGCAACUGAACUGCUCAUUAUGUAACUGACUCCUCCCAUUCCCUUGUGAUGUCACCUGUCAAUCACAAGCCUCGCCCAAUCAGCUGCUACAGGCCCAUCAAUCGCUUCCACCUGAUCCCACAACUUACUCUUUAAUCAUGUAAAGAAAUGAAGAUAUGGACCUAUACACUGUGGACAAACACACACAGACUGACAAGCCGACACACACAUCCCCGGGCAUACUCAUUAAUUAGAGUUUAUCAGCACCGGUGCAGGCUAAAUAAAAGCAACACACACACCUGAUGAAAACAGAAACGGGGCCCAUGGGAGGUUGUGGAGGAUGGCGAGGUUUUCUCUCCGCCGAAGAUGAGUCAGGAUUCGCUCCAGUAUUUUGCCGCCGCUCCCUCGUAGAGAUCCGGCGAGCUGAGCAGAGAGACACAGAGAGUCAUUGUGUUGUGAAUAUUUGGGCCAGACACUCGGAGGAUACUGACACAGCAGAUUCCUCCCUCGCUGUGCGGGUGUGUGUGUUCGGAGGGGUUUGUGUGUAAAAUGUGGGUCUGAACACUUGUGUGAAUGCAUGUGUGUGUGAGUGUGUGUGAGUGUGUGCUCUGUGGACCAGUAAAAGGAGGUCACUGUGUUAAAGUGACCAGUGAGAUGAACACUGCCCAGAUGACACGUUGUUUUGAAAUACACAGCUUAAAAUGUAAUACGCUCAACUCAAUUUAUGAAUCAUUUCUUUGUUUGUUUCCAUGUAUUUAUUCUUAUUCAUGUGUAAUCUUAGAAUACAUAUAUUACAAGAAGAUAAAACAUUGUAAAAAGGUUUUGUUUCUGUUGCAACGAAUAGUUUAAGUAAACCACAUUUUAUGUGAUUAACGAUGAGAGCUCGGACCGGUCUUCCUUAGAGGAAUACUCCGACCCCAAAAUGAACAUUUCUAUAUCAAUUACUCACCCCAUGUUACUUUGAAUUCUUGAAGAAAACUUAGUUUUUCUUGCAUACCUCCGCGAUGAACGAAGAAUCUAUAAAUGGAGAAAAGAUUUGAUGAAUUGAAGUAAAUGGGAGCUGCAUUAACAAAAGCGAAACUAUAUCAAAGCAUUCGUUAACAAACUCUCACACAACUCGUGCAAUAUAAGUCUCGUUUAUCCUGUUCUAUGCUCUCUACUUCACAAACACAUGCAUUUUCGCCAAAAUCGUACUAUUAAAAAAACUUCCGCUAGGGCUGGGUAUUGUUUGAAAAAUUAUGAUACCAGUGCCCUUAAAGUGAUACCGAUACCAGUAGAGUACUUCAUUCGAUACCCAUACGGGAUUGGAAGCUGUGUGUCUGACCCACUGGCUAGCUAAUCACACUAAUCACCCACGGUGGCGGGUCUGCGUUGCCGCGGAAACCCACUAUCUGGUUUCUCCCCAAGGUUAAAACUGUUAGCUAUGUCAGCACUGUUGCCAUUGUUAGCGCUAUGCAUGCUGUUAGCACCAUUAGCUGCAGUCCGGCUAAAUGGGUUGUAACUGCUGCAGUAGUGGAUCAAUCACACGUUGCAUUAAAUCGAAAAACUUGUGGUAAUUGAUUGCGAGCAAAACCAUACAAAUAGUCUUUUUUUUCUAGAUCUGUGCACAAAAAGGAUCGAUUGCAGGCAAUGUUUGACUGGAGAAGUUUUGAUACUACUUGGUACUGGGUUAUGUCGUUCAAUACCUUAAAAGGUAUCGAGCAGCAACACCGCAAUACAGCCCUAACGCUUGGGCAGACGCGCUUCUUGUCCAGACUCACACGAACGAGUAGCGGACUUAUUUGAAUUCAUCAUGACUUUCCUCUGUUUAUGGAUUCUUCGUUCAGCAUGGGGGCAUGCGAGAAAAACAAAAUUUCCUUCUAGAAUUCAAGGUAACACUGGGUGAGUAAUUGAUACACAAAUGGUCAUUUUGGGGGUGAAGUUUUCCUUUAACAUGUAAUGACAAAUCAUUUAAAUAAAGUGAUAUAUUCACCUCUUUGAACUUGAA